AGCCACCCUUCCUCGCCCGCCCGGGAGGAGCCUCUGAGCACCAGCAGGCUGCUGUGCAGGCUACGAGGAAGGCUGCAGCUGACAGGACAGGCGGGCAGACCUCAAGAGGGGCCGUGGGCUGCAGAAGCUCUCUUGACGGGCAAGGUGCACGGUUGAGCUCAUGGAGGCAGCAGAGGUGACCAUGGCCAGGCCUGGGCGGCAUCAGCCUCCAGCAGCAGCAGCAGCAAGGUGCUGGCUGUUCCAUCUGUCCACAAGAACAGCUGCCACCAGUUUCCAGGGGAUGACUAGAGGCCCAAGCACAGGCCACCAAAAGAAGAAGACUACCCUACUUACAGAUGCAGACCAUGUGGGGCUCCCGAGAGCUGUUUAUAGCAUGGUUCCUAGCGUUGGCAGCAGGUGGUACUGAGCAUGUCUACAGGCCCAGCCGUAGAGUGUGUGCUGUGGGGGUUUCCGGAGGCCCUGUCUCAGAAUCCUUUGUGCAGCGUGUAUACCAGCCUUUCCUCACCACUUGUGAUGGACACAGAGCCUGCAGCACUUACCGAACCAUCUACCGGACUGCCUAUCGGCGCAGCCCUGGGCUGACUCCCACCAGGCCUCACUAUGCCUGCUGCCCUGGUUGGAAAAGGACCAGCGGGCUCCCUGGGGCUUGUGGAGCAGCAAUAUGCCAGCCCCCGUGUGGGAAUGGAGGGAGCUGCAUCCGUCCAGGCCACUGCCGCUGCCCUGUAGGAUGGCAGGGAGAGACUUGCCACACAGAUGUGGAUGAAUGCAGUACAGGAGAAGCCAGUUGUCCCCAGCGCUGUGUCAAUACUGUGGGCAGUUACCGGUGCCAGUGUUGGGAGGGCCAAAGCCCAUCUGCAGAUGGGAUGCUCUGCCUGUCCAAGGAGAGGCCCUCCCUCGUGUCCCCAAGCCCUAGAGCAGGAGCGGACAGCAUGGUGAAAGAAGAAGUGCACCGGCUGCAGUCCCGCGUAGACGUGCUGGAGCAGAAACUGCAGUUGGUGCUGGCCCCGCUGCACAGCCUGGCCUCUCGAGCCACAGAACAUGGCCUGCAAGACCCUGGCAGCCUGCUGGCCUACUCCUUCCAGCAGCUGGACCGAAUUGAUUCAUUGAGUGAGCAGGUUUCCUUCUUGGAGGAGCAGCUGGGGUCCUGCUCUUGCAAAAAAGAUCUGUGACAGCAUCUCACCACCCAGGUUGGACGGAGCUGUCCCCCCCCCCCCCA
This is a messenger RNA of Acomys russatus (golden spiny mouse), 1216 nucleotides long. RefSeq names its product EGF like domain multiple 7 (gene Egfl7). Gene Ontology annotation, cellular component: cell surface; extracellular region. Gene Ontology annotation, biological process: anatomical structure development. Gene Ontology annotation, molecular function: signaling receptor binding; calcium ion binding. The record is from RefSeq and is a predicted model, not a curated record. Bases 336 to 1169 code for a protein of 277 amino acids. Lineage: Eukaryota; Metazoa; Chordata; Mammalia; Rodentia; Muridae. The transcript is spliced from 10 exons.